Molecule: messenger RNA, 1423 nt
Organism: Beta vulgaris subsp. vulgaris (sugar beet)
Lineage: Eukaryota; Viridiplantae; Streptophyta; Magnoliopsida; Caryophyllales; Amaranthaceae
Exons: 2
Coding region: 243-1214 (323 amino acids)
Source: RefSeq, a predicted model, not a curated record
CAUUCUUUCCAGUGAAGCAACUAUCGUCUGUCCAUCCCCAUUUCCCCCCGAGGCCCCAACACGAAAAGCCUACUUUAGUAAAUUUACAUGCCUCUUUUUGAAAAAGGCGGCUUUUUUGUUCUCCCUCUUUACAUAUAAAUAACCCCACCUCCAAAUAUAACACCGAUGCACAUAAGUUAUCACCACUUGUCCACUUCCAUCAUCACUGUAUUCCCAGAAUUAAACAGAAGAAAUAAAAAAGGAUGGAUGAAUCUUGGCGCAUGAAGAUGGGAAACUCUGGCAAAUCCGCCACGCCAUCCGUUCUGGAACCUGAGGAUUUCGACGAUGUUUUCGGAGGGCCGCCAAGAAGUGUACUGGCGAGGAAACUCUCGGCUGACUUCUCCGGUAAUGAUUGGUUUUACAAUGAAAUUUUCAAGCCGACGGAUUUGGAUUAUGAGGCUAUAUCAGGCGGCAGGAGAUUACCAGAAUUCGUGAUUCCCGAAAAGAGAAGAUUCAAGAACAAGCAGGCAAAAUCGAUAUCAAGAUCAAAGUCGACUUCUUCGUCCGCUUUGAGCUUUGAUGAACUGAACGAACUCAAUAAUUUCACGUCAGCUGUUGUUAUUGGGGAAGAAGAUGUGGUCCUUUCAUCUUUGGCGUCCAAGCUCAGGCCAAUUAAUAUACCAAGUAGAUGGACAACAUCGUCAACUUCAUUGAUGCCCAAAACCAAUCACAAAAAGAAAGAUUUACCAACGUUUAGGUGCAGUAAUCCUAAUUAUAUGUCUGACAAUAAGAUCAUUGCAAAUGAGUGUAAUGACUACAUAAUGAAAAGCUUCAACUUUGGGUAUCCCCAAAUAGUGUCUUCUCCUGAAACUAUUAACUCAGAACACGCUACCUUCAAGAUGUCUGUUAUUACUAAAGAAUAUGACAAGCAACUCUCCCCUUCAUCCCCUUCAUCCCCUGUUCCUUCUCUUUGUCAAGGUUCCAAGGGCCGGAUAAUCAACAUCAACCAUGAGAAAAAUAAUUCAUGUCCACAACCUUGUUUCAGCGUACAACCAGAAGAGCACACAACAAGCUCUUACGAUAUAGAGGUAAAUUCUCAUAUCAAAGAAACAAACAAUUUGGAAGAAAUAGAUAUUAGUGAAGCAAUUGCCUGGGCAAAGGAGAAGUUUCAAGGUUGGAGCUCAAAUAAUGCAGAAUCAAGUUCUAAAGAACAACAGAGCAGCUUGUUUACAUAAUUGCAUGGUAUAAGAUGAUUAUUGAAUUUGUGGGAAUUUGGAGAACCCUUUUGUGUGAUUAUGUAUGUUAUCAAAAUGUCACGCGAUUUGAAAGCAUGUAACUUAGCUCUUGUAGUUGUGAUUCUUUUAUGAUAGCCCUUCAAUUAACAAGCAUUGGCAGGGUUAAAGUCUGAAAGAUAUAAUAAAAUUAGUUCAAAAUGUUAUAAAUA